AGGGAUAAAUGUACACUUGACGUCGUCCACGAGGCUUUUAGCGUCGGCAGAACGAGACCGUCGCUCGUGUUAGUCGUGCUCGAUCGGUGGAACGGAAUUUCGUACGACGACGACGACGGAGAAGUUGUUGCGUGAACCAGCAAUUGAUCAAUGGACCAUCGUAAGUGAUCAUUAUCAAGGAUUGAAACGAAUUUUACUUUCGUGGAGUUCGUCUUCGGUGGAACCGACGGGAUGUUGGACCGCAUCAAUGGCAACUUCGUAAGAUGGACAGCGUUCGUACUUUGCCUAUUAUCAGCAGUUUCUGGACAAUUGGACCUGCCACAGUACAGGGACGAUGCUGGCCGACAAAUACCAUCGUACAGGGACGAUGCUGGCCGACAAACACCAUCGUACAGGGACGAUGCUGGUCGAGAACUACCAUCGUACAGGGAUGAAGAUCCUGGACGACAACUACCACCAAAUGAAUUAAAUUACCAGAAUAUUUUGGCUAGAUUAGAUUUCCUCGGCGCAGAGAGAUGUAGCGCUAAUGUGGUAGCUCAGUGGGCAUACGAAACCAACGUCAACGAAUACACGCAACUACAAGCGCUGGACGCCCAACGCUUAUAUGCGGACUUCCAAUACCAAGCUUGGCUUUUAAUCUCCAGAAUCGACGUAAAUUCAAUUCGAGAUCCCAUAAUCAGGCGACGACUCCGUUAUUUGUCCGCCGUGGGCCCUUCGGCACUGCCACCUGACCAACUGGACAGGUACAAUCGUCUAAUCAACGACAUGCUUGCGAUUUACAACGCGGCGACCAUAUGCGCUUACAACGAUCCGUUCCGGUGUGGGCUACGUUUAUAUCCAGAUAUAUCGCAAAUCAUGGCGAGAAGUCGGGACUGGGACGAACUGCAGUACGUCUGGACUGAGUGGAGAAGACGAAGCGGCAGGCCGAUUAGGGAUCUGUAUCAACAACUCAUUACGCUGACCAAUGAUGCUGCAAGAAUGAAUAACUUCACUGAUGCUGCCGAAUAUUGGAUGUUUCCCUACGAAUCUCCUAAUUUCCAACAGGACAUUGAUGAGGCUUGGGAAACUAUACGUCCGCUUUACGAAGAAUUGCACGCUUAUAUUCGCAAAAAGUUGAGAGAUCUCUACGGACCUGAAAAAAUUGGCGGACACGCGCCUCUUCCGUCUCACGUCCUCGGUAACAUAUGGGGACAGUCUUGGACCAAUCUUUUAGAUGUUACUUUGCCGUAUCCCGGGAAAACAUACCCUGAUGUCACGCAGGAAAUGCGGGCUCAAGGUUAUACACCCAUCGACAUGAUUCGGGUAGCUGAGGAAUUCUAUCUGUCCUUGAACUUGAGCGCAAUGCCGCCGGAAUUUUGGGCCGGAAGCGUAAUCGCCGAUCCUGGUGACCGCCCAUUAAUCUGCCAGGCGUCCGCAUGGGACUUUUGCAAUCGCAUAGAUUACAGAAUCAAAAUGUGUACAAAGGUGACGAUGAAGGAUUUGAUAACUUUACAUCACGAAAUGGCACACAUUCAGUAUUUCUUGCGGUACAGCGGUCUACCUCGCGAAUUUCGUGACGGUGCUAAUCCAGGAUUCCAUGAGGCGGUCGGCGAAGCCGUCGCCUUGAGUGUCGCGACGCCGCAGCAUCUGCAAACUCUGGGCCUGGCGAACACGUUCAUCGACGAGCGCUCCGCGGACAUCAAUUACCUCUUCUCCUUGGCGAUGGAUAAACUGGUGCUACUGCCCUUCAGCAUCGCGAUGGACAGGUGGCGGUGGGACGUCUUUCGCGGCUACGUCAACAAGGAGGAGUACAAUUGUCACUGGCACAGGCUGAAGGAGCAGUACACGGGCACGAAGCCGCCGGUUCUGCGAUCCGAGGACGAUUUCGAUCCAGGCGCGAAGUAUCACAUCCCCGCCAAUAUCCCCUACAUACGGAAUUUCGUGGCUGGCGUACUGCAGUUCCAACUGUAUCGUUCGCUGUGCCAGGCUGCGGGACAGAGGUUCGGGCCCGACAAUCCGAGGAGGCCGCUGCACAGAUGCGACUUUUACAGAAAGCCCGAGGCCGGCAGAAUCUUGGGGAGAUUGAUGGAGAGGGGCUCGUCCAUCCCGUGGCAGGAAACGCUGCGAGAAGCCACCGGCGAGUUCAGAUUAGACGGAUCCGCUCUUAGGGAGUACUUCCGGCCAUUAGAGGACUGGUUGAGGACCGAGAAUUUGAGAACGGGCGAAGUGGUCGGCUGGUCAUACGACGGAGACUUUUGCAAAAGGAGCAUAGAGACCGCGGGCCUGCAGGUUUACGGUAGCGGCUUCUACAACGGCGGCAUAUCCAUCUCCACGUCUUGGAUCGCGACAGGAACCAUGAUGAUUCUUUGGAUUGUAUCAACGCUCUAUUGAACGCAUCAACAACCCUCUAUUGAACAAUUCGACAACAAGUAGCCGAUUCGUCAUCGAGCAAUGAUAAUGAAUUUAGGGAGAGCUCGUUAUACCGAUUACGCGUCAUCUGCCAAAAUACACCAAAUCAUAUUCCUAUAACAUCACUGAAUAAAUCUUGAAAAUAGUGAAAUUAUUCGCCCAAAUAUAUCUGGUCGGUUGAUGGCAAAAUAAUAAUCGUUACUGCCAAGUAAUACGAGUACUUUAAAGUACACUCUUGUCAAGCGUGUGUGUGUAUGUGACAAGCUGCACGUUUUACGUGAUGUAAAAAGGUCACACUGUCAAUUUACAAAUAUUAUUAUUACGUAGAUCUGUAUAAUUGUAAUACUAUUAAUAUUAAACAUUUA
Messenger RNA from Temnothorax curvispinosus, 2753 nucleotides. RefSeq names its product angiotensin-converting enzyme-like (gene Ance-3). Gene Ontology annotation, cellular component: plasma membrane. Gene Ontology annotation, biological process: proteolysis. Gene Ontology annotation, molecular function: metallopeptidase activity; peptidyl-dipeptidase activity. The coding region runs from base 232 to 2370 and encodes 712 amino acids. NCBI's taxonomy places the organism in Eukaryota, Metazoa, Arthropoda, Insecta, Hymenoptera, Formicidae. The record is from RefSeq and is a predicted model, not a curated record. The transcript has 13 exons.